Delphinapterus leucas (beluga whale) is the source of this 1569-nucleotide messenger RNA. Lineage: Eukaryota; Metazoa; Chordata; Mammalia; Artiodactyla; Monodontidae. The record is from RefSeq and is a predicted model, not a curated record.
CCCCAAAAAUGUAAACAUAGGGCAUUAACUACAUAUUUUAAAUGCCCCCGUAUCUUUGUUACCUAACACUUCUGGACUGGGAGAACUCGCUGGCCAGAGCGGAUGGUUGGAAAGCACAGUCUUCAAAUGGAUUUUAAAAUUGAACACACUUGGGAUGGUUUUCCAGUGAAGCAUGAGCCAGUGUUUGUCAGGCUGAAUCCAGGUGAUAGAGGAGUGAUGAUGGAAGUCAGCGCUCCAUUUUUCAAUGAUCCUCCAGCCCCACUAGGAGAACCAGGAAAGCCUUUCAAUGAACUGUGGGAUUAUGAAGUUGUGGAAGCAUUUUUCUUGAAUGACAUAACUGAACAGUAUUUAGAAGUUGAACUUUGUCCCCAUGGACAGCAUUUGGUGCUUUUACUCUCUGGAAAAAGAAAUGUAUGGAAACAAGAACUUGAUCUAUCGUUCAAAGCGUCCAGAGGAGAGACAAAAUGGGAAGGUAGAGCUUAUCUUCCUUGGAGUUAUUUUCCACCAAAUGUGACAAAAUUCAAUUCAUUUGCAAUUCAUGGAUCAAAAGAUAAAAGAAGCUAUGAAGCUCUUUACCCUGUACUUCCACAUGAGCUGCAGCAAGGACAAAAACCUGAUUUCCAUCAUCUGGAAUACUUCAAGCCUUUCAGUUUUAACACACUGCUUGGAGAAGAGUGGAAACAACCAGAGUCAGACCUGUGGCUAAUAGAGAAACCUGAUGUGUAGGAGUAUAGUAGAUGACCACAUCAAUCAUUUCUUCUCUGUACCUUUUAAGUAACAAUUUGGAGGGGAUUCUGAGAAGAUGGUGGAAUGGGAAGCACCAGGAAUGUGUCUACCCACCUGGACAACAAUUGCACCAGCAGAACUGUCUGAUCUAAUUGCUUUGGAACUCUGGAGUCUGUUGAAGGUGGAGUUGACUGCUUUCUGAUAAAGGCUUUGGAAACCUUGAAAAAUGAAAAUAGCCAACUACAAACUAGAGGCACUUUGUGAGCAUCAGAAAAAUGCACAUCAACAUUUGAAUUAGCCGAAUUCCAGCAGCUGGAAGGCAGAAAGUGUGGAAAGUCGAGUUCAGGAUUUGCUGGUAAGGGUAGCAAUACUGCAAAGGAGACUGAAUGCUCGGCUUUGACUCCUGUGUUGAAAUUAGGUGUUGAAAUUAGGGGCCUCAUAGAGAAAGAGUGGGACCCUGAGACCUGGAAUGAGGACAUUUGAAUGGAUGAGCCUGUUCUGGCAUAUCUUGAACCCCAGAUUUUCCUUCACCCUCCGGGCUGGCAGAAGCAGCUCCUUUACCCUCGUCAGAGGCAGUCAUCCUCAACUUGCCUAGACAUUCCCCCCAAAACCUCACCUAUGGCAGAUCCUCAGAAAUAGUACUUGCCAAAACAUGCCAUUUCCUCACCAGACUGAAAAUGAGGAUCAGAUUGCAGCACGGCUCAAGCGGAAACAGCAGUAAUAAGUACAUGCCAUGGGAAGAAGUACUGUGUUCACUGAAAGGUUAUGGGACCUGGAACCAGGGAAGUACAUGUUGGAGUGGAUCUAGUUAUUCUACUAGAGAAGGCAGUAUAUAUGGCUGGA